AUGGUAAGGUGGAGCCGGUUGAUCAAUAGCGAUGGCUCAGACCGCAGACACAGAGUGCAAGAUGAGAUGAGCGCACUCCUACCUACAGCGCGCCGUCGUGACCAGCUGCCACCCCCGCCCAUUGACCCCAAAGAUGUCACCAUAGUCGCCCUGCGCCUCAAACACCAGAUCGAACAAGUCAUACCCUGCGAACUUGAGGAGGAGCAGGUCACCAAGCCCCACAGCUCCAUCAUCACCAAUGCUGUCCUGGAGACGGCAAGGCAAGCCGGCGCACCCCAGCACAAUGCCUGCGUCGUCUUUUGUCUGUUGGUAGUCAAGAAGUGGUUCAAGAAGCAAGCUGUGGCCGAGCUCUGGGAUGCCGACCUUCACAAUGUGCGCGCGGUGGCCGCCGAGAUGAUGGCCAAGCGUCUCAUCGAAGCCGAAGAGGAUACCCACUAUCUCUUUGAAGAGGUCCUUCUCAAGCGCUACUCGCACCUUGUCAACGGGGAACCAACCGUCCCUACCAACGCCAUUGAAAAGGCCGUCGAUCUCCACGCGCUGACCGUCAUCGGUUCCUCGGGCUAUCAGAAAUGCAUAUCCUACCUCUGGCGUGGCUGGGUCGUCCAAGACGACGACGACCCUUCGCGCUUUGUAAACUACGAAAACAAGACCAACACCAGUUACUGGGCGCACAUGGAUCCGGAUCGUAUGCGUGUACCCCGCUAUCAGAACUUUGUGCAAAUCGCCAUUUCCGUCAUCUUCCUUGGCUUGUAUACUGGUGCCAUCAACACCAUCAAUCCCAUGGGCGAUUUGGACGUGGUGGAAGGCCUGCUGUACAUCUUCACAGUCGGCUUCAUAUGCGAUGAGGCGAACAAGUUCCGGAAAGUAGGACGGUACUAUGUCUCCUUUUGGAACAUGUUCAACAGCACGCUGUAUGCCCUGCUCAGCGUUUCCUUCGUCCUGCGCAUGAUUGCUCUCUCCAAUGAUUUUGGCAGCGAUGCACGGCAGAUUUGGAACCGCAAGUCAUAUGACUUUUUGGCUUUUACGGCACCCAUGUUCUGGAUGCGCUUGUUGCUGUAUCUCGAUACUUUCCGCUUCUUCGGGGCCAUGUUGGUGGUGCUCAAGGUGAUGAUGAGGGAGAGUUUGAUCUUCUUUGCCCUGUUGGUUGUGGUCAUGGUCGGAUUCUUCCAGGCCUUUUUGGGUCUGGAUAUUGCAGAUGAUUCUUUGGCGGACGAUGUCCCCUUUGUCAUCCAAGCCAUGCUCAACGCUGUCAUGCAGAGUCCGGAAUUCGAAGGCUUCGACAACUUCAGCCCCCCCUUUGGAAUCAUCCUCUACUACAUCUUUACCUUUGUCGUCAUGGUCAUCCUCCUCAACAUCCUCAUCGCCCUCUACAACUCGGCCUACGAAGACAUUACCGAAAACGCAAUUGACGAAUACAUGGCCCUCUUCAGCCAAAAGACCAUGCAAUUUGUGCGCGCCCCCGACGAAAACGUCUUCAUCGCGCCCUUCAACCUCAUUGAAAUGUUCUUCUUGAUUCUGCCCUUUGAAUGGUGGAUGGAAUCCAAGCAAUACGAGCGACUCAACGACGCCGUCAUGGCCGUCAUCUACAGCCCUCUGCUCGUCAUCACCGCCUUUAUGGAGCAAAAAGAAGCCUGGGUCGUACGAGACAAUCGGCGCCGGGGCGAGGACGACGAGGACACGGUGCAGGAGUGGGAGGAGAUACUCGGUGAAUGCGACUUCGAGGCCGAUGGCUGGGAUAAGAAGGUGCAAAACACCCGGCCGAAUGUCGAGGUCGAGACGGCGGUGCUCGAGGUGCGUGCGCUGCGGAAAGAGGUUGCCGAGUUGAAGGACUUGUUGCAGGUGCUUGUGCUCGAGCGGAAUUCUGCUGGGACCGGCAAGGAGAAGGGCUGGGGUGGGGAGACGUUGGAGGAGAGUGGGUUGGGCCGGCUGGACGCGCGCAAUUUGGGUAUGAGGCGCGAGAGUGGGGGCCCAGCCGGAGCGGCUGCAGGGACGGCGGGAAGCAGUGAGGCAGGUGGGAGUGGAAAGGGCAGGGAUGAUCUCGCCUGUAUCCACGGCCAAAAUACUUCAAUGACAGACACUAUUUUAUCACUCUUCUCCCCUGCUAUUCCCCACCCUACUCCCUCACACCCCAACUUUUUUUCUCCUUGA
Molecule: messenger RNA, 2148 nt
Organism: Plenodomus lingam JN3
Lineage: Eukaryota; Fungi; Ascomycota; Dothideomycetes; Pleosporales; Leptosphaeriaceae
Source: RefSeq, a predicted model, not a curated record